Messenger RNA from Sorex araneus (European shrew), 4727 nucleotides. It is a transcript of the gene RP2, whose product is annotated as RP2 activator of ARL3 GTPase. Gene Ontology annotation, cellular component: cilium; periciliary membrane compartment. Gene Ontology annotation, biological process: post-Golgi vesicle-mediated transport. NCBI's taxonomy places the organism in Eukaryota, Metazoa, Chordata, Mammalia, Eulipotyphla, Soricidae. Gene Ontology annotation, molecular function: GTPase activator activity. The coding region runs from base 398 to 1450 and encodes 350 amino acids. The record is from RefSeq and is a predicted model, not a curated record. The transcript has 5 exons.
UCCACCAAGUCCCGGCUAGGGCGCGGCUGGCCGGAGCGGCCGGGGGCGGGGCGGCGGGGCGGGCACCAGAGCCGGCCGGUGACGGACGCGGGAGCAGGCGCCGAUUGGUUCCGUCAGUAAAUCAACCCCUUUUCAUAGGCCGCGCGGGGUUGCUCCCGGGGCUUUGAUUGGCUCCGCGGGCGCCGAAGCGCUCAUUGGCUGCCAUGCGUAGUCAGGGUGACUGAGAGGAAAAGGAGAAGGGUGCCUGGGCCUGGCGGGCUGGCGAACCGGGGCUGAGGGCUUUUGGCGGUUCCGGAGAGCUGGUGGGGGCUGCGGCGGCCGGUUGCACUCGCCGAGCGGGGACUGCGCAGGCGCGCGGGCCAGAAGCGGUGGCCGGCGAGCCCCGCGGGCCGGGACCAUGGGCUGCUUCUUUUCCAAGAGGCAGAAGAAUGAGAGGGUCCCGCCGCCCGAAAGAGAGAACGAGCGGCCAAAGCAGUACAGCUGGGAUCAGCGCGAGAAGGUCGAUCCAAAAGACUUCAUGUUCAGUGGACUGAAGGAUGAAACAGUGGGUCGCUUACCUGGGAAAGUGGCAGGACAGCAAUUCCUUAUCCAAGACUGUGAGAACUGUAACAUCUAUAUUUUUGAUCACUCUGCUACAAUUACUAUUGAUGACUGUACUAGCUGCAUUAUUUUUCUGGGGCCUGUGAAAGGCAGUGUGUUUUUCCGGAAUUGCCGAGAUUGUAAGUGUGUAUUAGCCUGCCAACAGUUUCGUUUGCGGGAUUGUAGAAAACUGGAAGUCUUUUUGUGUUGCGCCACUCAACCCAUUAUUGAGUCUUCCACAAAUAUCAAGUUUGGAUGUUUUCAAUGGUACUACCCCGAAUUAGCUUUUCAGUUCAAAGAUGCAGGGUUAAGUAUCUUCAACAACAACUGGAGUAACAUUCAUGACUUUACACCUGUAUCAGGAGAACUCAACUUCAGCCUUCUUCCAGAAGAUGCUGUUGUUCAAGACCAUGUCCCUCUACCAACUACGGAAGAACUCCAAACUGUCCGUGUUUCCACCGAAGCCAACAGGAGUAUUGUUCCAGUAUCCCGGGGUCAGAGGCCAAAGAGUAGCGAUGAAUCAUGUUUGGUGGUGUUGUUUGCUGGUGAUUAUACCAUUGCAAAUGCUAGAAAACUAAUUGAUGAGAUGAUUGGUAAAGGCUUUUCUCUGGUACAGACAAAGGAAGUGACAAUGAAAGCUGAGGAUGCUCAAAGGGUUUUUCAGGAAAAAGCUGCUAAUUUCCUUCCUCUUCUGAACAAAGGUUCUGUUAUUGCAUUGGAAUUUAAUGGAGAUAAUGCUGUAGAAGGAUGUCAACAUAUUGUCAACGAGAUAUUCAAUGGGACCAAGAUGUUCGUAUCCGAAAGCAAGGAAACAGCACAGAGAGACGUAGACAGCUUCUAUAACUUUGCUGAUAUACAGAUGGCAAUAUGAAGCACAGUGCGGAACCCAGGACCUGACAUUAAGUCUUUUCCACCUUGUGUAUUCACAGUGGGUUUUACUAAUGCUAAGAUGACUAGAGCUUACUUUAUAAUAAAUGAGCUAAAUGCUGCAACCUUUUAUUUGGAUUUCAAAAUCAGUUCAUUUUGAACUAAGUAGUUUUAAUCAAUUUAAAAACCAAGGGCUUCAAUUAGCUUGUACUUUGUUUCUCUGCAUAUAAUAGAAAUGGCUAGCAGUAAUAUUUAAGCCUAAUCAAAUGUUCUUUCAAGUCUAAUAAUUUCAGCUUUCCUCAGUGCACAUGGUAUUUGUAUGAGAAUACAUUCCACUGCUUAUUUCUUUUUUCACUUUAGAGGGAUUUUUAUAUACAUAAAUGCAGUAAAAUAAUGGCUUUCUAGUUGUAUAAUCUAGCAAAUGAGAUUUUGUAUACAAAGUUGACAUAACACUUUGUAAAUUGAGCUUUUUAAUUAAUAAUAUUUGGUAAUCAGUUUUUCAAGUAACUCUACUAACUGAUGUUGGUAUAGCUAUUUAAAGACUAUUUUGUAAGUAGUAUGAUUAUUUGAACAAAUUCCACACUAGUUUUUAGAAAUUGUAUUGAAAGAUAUAACAGUUACCACAAAUUCUUUUAUUGAUCUAUUUUUGAUAAUUCCAUUUGCCACUUUAUUAGUAACAAGCAAUAUGAAGUAAAUUCACUUUUGCCUGCUUAGGGGCUGACUUGUGGUUGUGGGUGGGGAAUUGGAGAUACUUGGUGAAGGGAAGGUCACACUGGCAGUGGAUUAGUGUUGGAACAUUGAAUACCUGAAACAACUAUAUUAUAAACAGCUUUGGUAAGUCAUGGUGUUUAAAUUUUUUUAAAAAGACGUCUAGAUUAUUUUGCUGCUUUAUGGUAAGAAAAGGUAUGUGCAGCACUAAAAUUAUGGAACCCAAUCACUGGCUGUUUCCCAAAAAGGUUGAAAUUGUUUUCCACUCUUGCGGGCCCUAGGAGAGUUAAAAUAAACCCUUGUGACAUUUAGGUAAGAAACACUCAGACAUGAUGAUAAGCUACACAAAUUAUUUAAAAGCUAGAUAAAUUUGAUUUUCACUAGAUAUGCUAUUCUAAUCAAGUAAUGUUCUAGCCUCCUAAUAAAAUUAUUUUGGUUGCUUUAAAGCAUUAUUUUUUAAGUCAACCUGACUAUAAUAAUUUACCAUGAGUCAGAGGACUAUUUCACUCAAUUUAAGUAAUGUUCAAAUAUGGUAAAAUUAUUUUGUUUGCUUUAAAGCACUAUUUUCCAAAUCCACCUGACCAUAAUUAAGAAGCAGGGAAGAGCUAUUUGUUUAAAAAUCCACCAAAGCCACUGAGAUAGCUCAAGAGCCAGAACUUCAGUUUGGAUCCACAAUACUGCUGGUGCUCAAGCACUGCUGGCAUGGCCCUGUUAACCCUCAAGAUAUCGCCAGGGUGUGGCUUUUGUGAUGCCCCUCUCCACUGGGCCCCAAGCAUCGCAACAUGUAGCUCAGAAGGCCGAGUACCAUGGGGAGUAGCUCCAGACUUAAACAAAAUUAAAACCUACAUUUUUGGACCCAAUGAUCAGAUCCAGUCUACAGGGAAUUCUGUUUGGAGAAGGGCAUCCCAAGCAACGCUUUGGGACCCAGGCUGCUGCAGGGGGUCUCCUGUAAUGCAUGGAAUUUUUUCCACACAUUUGUACUAUUUCCCUGACCCUCCAGGGGAUGAUCUACUUUGAGGGGUUUGUUACAAAUCCAAAAUAACCCUACAGAAGAGGUUGAUAGGCUGAUCUUGUAAGAAUGGCCUGAACCUGCAUCUACAUAAGAUUUUGGAGCUAGGAGGAAACCAGCAUUCAUAUGUCUAUUUUUCAAAAGAACCGUAAAUUUAAUUAUAUUUUGAUAAACCAAGUCUGAAAAUAGCCACUUGUAUCAAUUCCUCUUAUGAUUGUUACUGGAAUAUAUUUUCAUGUUUGAACUGUUUUGGGGAUAUUUUCUUGCCCAUUCAUAACUACUACAUUGAAUUAUGUGUUGAUGUUCUGCAAUAAUAAUUAAAAGACUUUUCACUUUGAAUUAGUAAUACUGGCUACCUACCCUGUGCCUGGCCUUAUGCUAACAUGAGCAUUGCACCACUUCAUUCCUUUGAUAAUAGCAUCCUAUACUACAUAAUCAAACUCUCCUUUAAACCAUAAUGAUUUUAUAAGAUGCAUAGGCUGGGUCAGUAGCACAGCGAGCAAGGCACUUGCCUUGCACAUGGCUGACCUGGGUUUGAUCUCUGGCAUCAUAUAUGGUCCCCCGAACACCAUCCGGAGUGAUUCUUGAGCAGAGAGCUAGAGUAACCUCUGAGCAUCUCCAGAUGUGGCCACAAAAUAAAACAAAAAUAUGCAAAUAAAAAUUGUCAACAGGUUUUUUGGGCCACAUCUUGUGGUGCUCAGGGCUUACGCCCAGCUGAGGUCAGGGCUCACUCCUGGUGGGAUCAAGGUACCAUAUUCCAUGGAUUGAACCUGGGUCAGCCGCAUGCAAAGCAAGUGUCUGCUGUACUAUUGUUCUGCCCACCAACAGGUUUGAUAUAAUUUUGAUUAUAAUUUUCAAAUAAAUUUCAAGUGGUGAUCAGAAGUCAUUUUUCCCAUUAUGCUAAACAUUCCUUCUAAUGUAAUUAUAUUGUUAAACUGUUAAAAUACAUUAUCCAGGUUUAAAAUAAUGAUAGUACUGUGCUUUUCAAAAAUGCAAAGCUGUACAUUGAGUUCUUUAUCAUAUCUAUAGCACUUAGCUAUAACUCAGGAACACAUAAAGGAGACAAUAAUUAUUAAAUUUCUACUAGGUUUAGUGUCUGUUAAUCAAAGCCUAAAAUUUUAUAUGCUUUGGUUAGAUGAGAGCUUUUGGUUGAGUUUCAGUGGUAGAGUACAUAUGUGCCUCACAUGUAUGAGAUCCUUGUUCAAGGUCCAGAAUAAAAAUCAAAUUAAGUGAAAAACAGAGCUUCUUUCCAAGUUUGUCUUUAAAGACAUUUAUUUGACUUCUGAAUGUUUGAAAGAUUUUUAAGAAUAAUUCGUGCUAUGGUUGUUGUUUCUAUAAUCCUAAACUUCGAUAGUAAUUAUAGUCCUUUUCACUUUAGUACAUUUUAUUUCUAAAUAGCUUUUGAAUUUAUAGAAACCAUGACCAAUAAAAUAUUAGUAUUUUUAUUGUUAAUCAUAUUUAAACAUUAUAUUAUCUUAUUUCUCUUUCUCUUGUGUUAAUACUCCUUCUCCUUUGCUUCUCUAUAUUUAUGUCUAGAUUUUGUAUGUAAUGUACCCAGCGUUUA